AUUGGGCAGGGAGCCAGUUGUUAGAAAGUCGGUGUCUUGACAAUCAUAUACACAACUGCUUGGAGAAGGUGAUGGGAAGGCGGUCGGAUGGGGGUGGUAGGGACGACAGUUUCGCAGUCGAUGUCGAUGAACGGAGGGGUCGACACGUUUGGGCAGAACAUCGGCAGCAGCUUCGUGGAGGUUGUGAAGACCUGACAAUGAGGGGGGUUCGGCGGCUGCACAUGGGCGGAAGCGACGCAGAGAAAGAGGCGGCGGUGAAAGUAGUCGACUACGAAGACGUCGACGACGAAGACGACACUGUGGACAUUCAGCCAUUGGGCAAGAAGUCCAUGGGUGGUCGGGGAACAAGCAAGAAGGAUUCUGCCUCGCAGGACGACGAACCAAGAAAUCAGCAGAUGCGGGGAGCAACGGUGAAGGCGACGUCGAUCGGGAGGGUGGGAGGAACUUCUGUCGCCUUCAAUCGUCGUGAUGGCGCUGGCCGUGUCAAGAAACACAGCAGCAACCCCACUGCCAAUCCCGUCGUGGAGAGGAAAGGUCGCCACGUGUUAAGGGGGAAAAAGGCACGUGUUGACGACACUUUUGGCAGCGAUGGAGCGGGAGUUAGGGACAACGUUCUUCCACAAGCGACGUCGAGGUGGUGGAUGAAAAGGAGGACGGGUGGUGCGUGGGAGGAUCUCAAGCAAUGCGACAACGCGAUGGGGGAGUACUUCCGAGAGAAGCUGUGUAUGUCGCCACGUGUCUUUCGGGAGAUCGCUGAAGCAUUGUCGCCUCAUCUGCAGACGCGUGUGACGUUCUACAGGGAGCCACUGAAGCCUGAUCACAUCAUCGCUUAUGCGUUAUACAGGUGGGCAUUGGGGGAGACAUAUGAAAGUAGCACAUGCAAUUUCAGGAUCGUGAGAGCUUCUGGGCUGUUGGCGAUACGGGACGUAACGGCGACACUGUUGACGGUGUAUCGGGAGAAGAUAUCAUGGCCGACGGGGGUGCGCAAUGGGACGAAUGACCAACGUCGCUUUCGAUUAGGAAAGGUGCAUGCGCUGGGAGAUGUCGUGGUAUUAGACGUAAACAUCUACGAUGUCCUUUUCGGGCUUCCCGCUCUAGUGGCGUUGCGAGCCAAUUUGGACUUAGAGCGACGGUCGAUUAUCCUCCGCAAUAUGGGAGGAAAACCCUAUGUUGUACCUAUGAGGCUGACUCUUCGUACUACCAUCAACGCAGUCCCGCGAAUUUCUCCGAUGAUGGUGGGAACUCUUCGCAUGAUCACCUGGGAAAACUCCACAAACGAUGAGCCGUCAUUGAAGGAUGCGGAUAGCAGUGACGAAAAUGAUCCGGAAAUUCAGAAACUAGCACGACAGCGCAUUUAUUACCCGCCGCCCAGAACGAUCGCAAGAACGAUGCAUCUAACGAGUCGGAACGUACAAAGGACCCAGGCAAUGAUUUUGGGUGAACCCCUCGUACAGAUCUCGAGGAUGGUCGAUUCUUUGGAACCCUCUCGGACCCUGUACGAAGGAACGGUCCCUCUUCUCGCACGAUACAAUGACAAGAGAUCUUUUUGCGACAUCACGGGCCUACCACGAUCCCUAUUGUCACCCACAAAAGAAGGACAAUUGCUACGCCUGGGGGCGGAGGCCAGCUCUUUGGAACCCCCUGAGCGUCUCGAGGCAGAAUCAGACAAGUUCAGAAUCAAUAUCGCGACUAAACCCGUACCGUGGCAAGAUAUCUGCGAUGGAAUCACCCCGGAAGGACAUGUGGCCAUCCGGGAGGAAGACGCCCAGAUGAUGGCCACGGUGUUCUCUUGGCGAUCGGACCAUUCGUUUAUCUCUGCGCCACCACCCGAGGUGGCGAAACAAGCACGCACGAAGCAGAUCGACGUACGGAUCUGGGACCAGUCUUAUGAAUUGCACGUUCCGCAGUACGUACCUGAUGAGAUUCAUCGUUUGAUUGAGGACAUUCUGACGGAAUAUCAGGGAGCGAUUAGCGUUAUGGAUACUGGCAUCGGCUUGUCGUUGGUCAUACAACAUGAAAUUCAAACGGGGAACCAUUCCCCAAUUCAUUGCAAGCCCUACCGUUACUCCCUGGUAGAACGAAAAAAGGCUCUUGAACGGAUUCGGGAAUUCGAAGCAAGCGGUUGGAUCGAACCUGCCACUGGACCAUGGUCAUUCCAAGUAGUAUUAGUACCGAAGAAGAACGGAUCGAUCCGCAUAUGCAUCGAUUAUCGCAAACUGAAUGACAUCACGAGUAAAGAUGUGUAUCCCCUCCCCCGGAUUGAUGAUUUGUUGGAUGCGAUUGGAUGUGCUAAUUAUUUCAGUAAGUUUGAUAUUUGGCAUGGCUUCCAUCACAUCCUGGUUAAGGAGGAAGAUCGGCCAAAGACGGCCUUCGUGUUGUUCGAAGGCACGUGGCAGUGCGUUCGAUGUCCAAUGGGAAUUUGCAACACGCCUGCCACAUUUCAGCGGGCCAUGAACGUGACGUUCCAGAACUUCGUCAACAAGAUACGAUUAACACAGGGGAUGAUUAACUUCUGCGUCAUCGUGUACAUGGACGACAUCCUAGUUUAUUCGGAGACCUAUCACGGCCAUGCGCAACAUAUUAGCAGGCCCUUACGCUACCUAGGGGAAAAGGUAGCUGCUUUCCGAGCGGAGGACGUGAGCGACCCGUUGACCCUAUUUCACGGACGCCCUCCUCUUGAUAUCACGGGUGAGCUGGUGGUAGCACGGGACGGGUUUUUCCCGUACGGCGUUAGGAGCCUGCGGGCGAUAGUUCCGACGUUCGUAGUAGAGAGCGUCAUCGGAGGUAUUGGUGGAGUGGUCGAGACAUACCUGGCCUAUCAGGAUCUCAAGAUCCUGGCGAGAAGGCCUGCCGACCUAGACUACAUCUAUUAUUCGCUUGCGAUCGGUGGGCCUCGUUGGGGAGACGAGAGGGUUCAGCUUAUAGAGCUGAUCCGCUCGAUAGACGACGAGUGGCCCCAGUCUUCGUGCGCGUGGGAUUGGCUAGACCGUGAGCUCCGAGCAGGCCCCGAGUACGUGAAUCGCAUCGGGCGGCUCUUCUCAGACGACUGGGGGAGCUGGUGGAGUGAGGACGCCGGGCGACCUCUGAUAUACGGCCAUCAGUUGACGGAAUACUACCAGGCCAUAGGACAGGCGCCAUACCGCGUCGAGGACGAGUUUGACGACGAGGGUUGGGAGCGAGAGGACGACGAGGAGCUAUGGGAACCAGACUGGGUCGACCCAGAGAGUGAGGUUGACGAGGAGGAGAUUGACGAGGAGGAGAUUGACGAUAUAGACGCCCAUUUUCCCAGGAUAGGAGCAAUAGCGGAGGAAGAGGAAGAAGAAGAGGAGGACGACGAGGAAGAAACUCCCGAAGAGGGGACUUACAACGAACACAGCGAAGGGGAGCAAAGUGAGGAAGAGGAAGAAGAAGAACAAGACGACGAAGAGGAGGAGCUAGAGUUGGAGGAGUCGGAGUGGGAAAUCUCGGCGGAGGAAGGAGAGCAAGCGGGUGCACAGGCGGAAGACCCCGAGGCGGCACACAAGAGAGAAGAGAUCGAGGCCGGAAAACGACAGCUGGAUUUCGCCAACGGAGCCAAUCAGCAGGUCGCUGACGAUCCGGCCCGAGAUCCAGAGCCGCCCAAGCCCGAGGAUGGGGACCCAGCUGUGCAUUGCUUGGAAGUGUUGCAUGCCUUGCCCGAGCACAGGACUCGGAUCUCAGAGAGUGGACUGUUACCUGGUGGAUCGCCACGUGUGCUCUUGAUUACAGCGAGUCAACCAGGCUGCGGUACUAAAUAUGGAGAUUACGUCACGAUGUGUGCGCUCAAAAACAAAGUUGAUUAUGCCCGUCGGCACGAUAUUGACGUCUUUUUCUCGUUGGAGAAGUAUGUAUCUGGUGGCCAUCGGGUUGAUGGCCUUCACAACAAGAUUUUCGUCAUCAACAAUACAAUGGUCAAUCGCCCGGGCUACGACUGGUAUAUCUGGAUGGAUUCCGACACACUUAUCAUGGACAUGGAUUUCUCCAUCCCUUGGUCCAAGUAUGAGGGCAAGAGUUUGGUCCUAUGGGGCAACCAUUCUGAGUUUGACAAAGUUAUUGCCGGUGCCAAUUACCUUUCCAUAAACUCAGGGGUUAUGUUCCUCAGGAACAACGAUUUCACACAGUCGCUCUUUAAGUCAAUGUCCAAGAUCUGGACUAAGGGUUUUAAGGAAGCUGGUAACUUUCUUGCGCAAGUCGUUCAGGACAUGCCUCCAUAUGCCAGUGACCAGUCCACCCUUAUGUAUCUUCUUGCCACUGAACCGGACAAGUGGCGGAAAGGGACACAGUUCGUUUUCGACGAGUACAGCAUCAACUUUUAUUGGAAGGGUGUGCAUCCUGAGGAGUACUACAAUAGCGGCUGGAGAGGUGAUGGGACAAGCCCACCAUUCGUUGCACAUUUCUGUGGCUGUGAGCUGUGUUGGACAGAAAAUGACAACACGGACAAGUGCCUGGCUGAGUUUAUUCGUAUUUUUAAUUUCGCGGAUGAUCAGGUAAUUGGACGACUUGGAAUGAGGCAUCAGAACCUCAGCACACCGGUUGUUGCCAAGGUUGAAGAUCCGCUCUGGUACAAGCGAAGAGCCCAUGUUGACGGUGAACGAGAAGUAUACAUAAGGUAGCGGUUCUGUUGCCGGGCCAUCAACUCCCGAGUCUGUGGAUGCGCGUUUACAGAGUUUUUUGGGGGACAUGUUUCAACAGCAGGUGAAGCACCUGUACAUCAUUCCAGUCGUCAUUGUUAGACUGUUUUUGGCAGGUUGCCAGCUAUUUGUAAUCAGAAGAUUCGGAACAAUAAACUGGUGGGUGGGUGGAAUCCGCAUCGCAUCAUGUGGUGUCACUGAUGGUUUGUUGACAUGCAUUGAGACUUCGCUGUCACCCUCCUUCGGCGAAGUACAAACUGCAUGUGAUUGAUGCCAUGGUUUGAUUGGUUGACCUUCUGGUUGUCUGAACUGGCACACAGUUGUCUGUACCGUACACGGCUUUAAUAAAGAGUUUGGCGGUUCUACUUUGAGCUUGUUUUUCACGAUAGCGUGUAUUUUUUUUUUUUGUGUGUGUGUGGAAUUUGUGGGUAACUAUCCCGAUCUUCCACCCGGCAAUUGCACCCCUGGCAUGAUGAGAUAGAUAUUGGUUUCGUAAUAUUUGUUUUGAAAAUGUGAGGUGGUUGUCAGCAGAGCUUCUCCAUCUGAUCUUUUACAUAGAACCGCAGGUGCAAUAACCACGUCAGUGGAACAGCAGGUGGCGGUCAGCGGAACGGCAGGUGCGAUAACGCGGUCAAAAAGGAAAUGUUGCAGGAAGCCACUUCAAAGAGGGGAUGCAGGGCCACAUAAGAAAAUGUGAUAUGCAUAAGUCUGCAGCAAGGUCUCCAUAUCUUCGUAGGCAUAUGAUUGUCUUCACAGAGGACUGGACUCGCGGUGAAUUUUAUGUGUUGAAGACGCAAGCGGCAUGGAGAAGAAACAUUUGCUGGAGUGUCUUCCCAGUUUGCAGCAGGAAAAUAGGGUUGGCUAACUUGGCUCACCUGGAUUAAGGAGGGGGUCAUGAACUAAUUACUAUUUGCCAACCCGUAGUUCAUGGAAAGGAAGGGACAAAUAAGGAAAAGAUCGAUGGAAAGCUGAAUUUCCAGUGAGAUCUGCUUGGGAAAAGGCAAGGGGUGGUAUCAUUAUGCUGUCAUGAUGUGUCGUCAGAAAACUCAGGUGUGCACUUGCAGCUAGACGACUGGCGGUAAUGUUACGUGAGGCACGCAGCUGGCAUGUGAGGCAUGUGGCUGGCAUGCGAGGCACGCGGAUGGCAUGUCCCUGAGCGAGGGAGUGGGCAACCUCUUGCAAGGUGGUUUGAUUGGUGGGUGGUUGUGGGUCAUGUGAGAGUGCCGGUGCGCACUUUGUUGUGUGGGUCAUGUGAGAGUGCUGGUGCGCACUUUGUUGUGAUGGUUUUAACUAUUACGUCGUCGGGCAGAGGUCAUGAGAAUCGGUGCAAUCUUCAGAGUGACUAAUUAGUAAUUAUGUGCUUGCAACUGUGUCGCAUACUCCCAAGAAGAGACGAUCACCAGUAAUGCAACAGUUUUAACGCCAUUGUAACAUGGUGAAAGAGAUUACAUGGAAACUACUGCCAUCUGGGCCGAUAGACUGUGGAGUUGGUCCCAUGCAGUUCGACACGAUGGAACUCUGUGAGACACAGCGUGUACAUGCGGCUAGAAAUGAGACCGACCAUCGAAGUACAUCUCUUACGAGGAGUUUCUUUCAUACGUCAAGGGCUGGUAAGGUUUUGCGCAUUGUAUCGAAUUAAACCACAUGCUCCACCACUUGUGCAGGGCCCUGUCAAUUCCUCUGAGUUUCAGCCUUGAGUACGAUGAGAUUGCAUGGCAGAGCGCCUGGCUCAGUUGGUACACCCAUAAACUGUUGAAGGAAACGGAUGGACAGCCAUUGCGCACAGGCAAAGGUUGGGCCAUGAUCGUCCUGUUGGAAGCGUCGAGCAUAGUGGUAGGGGGUACUUCAUGUGUUGCAGAUUUGAGCGGCUUCCUGAACAUGCAGUCAGUGCUUGUUUUACGUGUAGAAGACAACUGGGUUGCUCUGCAUGUAGAGGGUGUCUCGCUGGGUAUUUAGUUUUUGUGUUGAAGACACGAGCGGCUUUUCGGAAUAAGUACCGUGGGUAUUUGAGCUUCUAACCUGCUGGAGAUCGUGAGUGCCACGAGGAACACGUAGUGGGCGGGUGUUUCAUCACUGCAGUUCGACAACUUAACGUGUCGAAGACAACUGGGUUGCUCUGCAUGUAGAGGGUGUCUUGCUGGGUAUGAAGUCGGUGUUUAUUUUAUGUGUUGAAGCCACGAGCCGCUUUGUGGGACGAGUAUCAUGGGCAUUUGAGCUUCCAACCUGCUGGAGAUCGUGAGUGCCGUGAGGAAUAUGUAGUGGGUGGGUGUUUCAAAACUGCAGUUCGGUAACGGACCUUUCUCUUGGAGGAAGGAAAGAUUAAUCUGAUGAUAUUCUUGUGGAGGUCGCAGUUGAUGUAUUCGGUAAUCGUAUGGAUGGUAAAGAGCCAUGUCAUCAUCCUAGGUAAGAGGAUUCUGUUCUGCCUGUUGACUCUUUUGGUCGGUUGCAUUUCCCAGUGCCAAUUUGCAGGCUCUGAUAUCUGUCUAUCUGCCUGCUGGUGCAUUUGGAUGUGGUGACUUUUCCCGAUUGAAUUUGGAUGUGGCAACUUUUCCCGAUUGAAUUUAAUGUGGUGAAUUUUCCUGGUUGAAUUUGAAUUAGGUGACAUUUUCCCGUCAGUACAGGUUUGGAUCUCUUUUGGUAAAUGACCAGUUGCGGAUCUUGUGAAAUGUGCUGAGCAUUCCACAGCUGCGGCGUUUAUGUUCAGUCUGCUGUACAUCAGAACACUAAUAUUUGAAUGCAUGGCCUGAUUGUGUUAUCGGUUCUAUGUAUGUACCAUUCGCUUGGCAACCAUGCACCCAGUCA
Chara braunii is the source of this 7451-nucleotide messenger RNA. Lineage: Eukaryota; Viridiplantae; Streptophyta; Charophyceae; Charales; Characeae. The record is from the annotation of a GenBank genome assembly.